Betta splendens (Siamese fighting fish) is the source of this 2172-nucleotide messenger RNA. It is a transcript of the gene tnfrsf19, whose product is annotated as tumor necrosis factor receptor superfamily, member 19. The record is from RefSeq and is a predicted model, not a curated record. The transcript has 10 exons. Lineage: Eukaryota; Metazoa; Chordata; Actinopteri; Anabantiformes; Osphronemidae. Gene Ontology annotation, biological process: positive regulation of JNK cascade; positive regulation of canonical NF-kappaB signal transduction. Gene Ontology annotation, molecular function: signaling receptor activity; protein binding. Bases 310 to 1482 code for a protein of 390 amino acids. Gene Ontology annotation, cellular component: plasma membrane.
ACUGAGUCACACAGACUCCGUGGGGACCGGGUCUUUGAUGUAGACUGGCUGAUCGCAGAUCAGAUACGUGUGUUUGAGCUCCGUGAAGCCACCCCUCCCUCCCUCUCCCCCUCCCUCUCUCUCCGCCUUUGAUCUUCGGGGUUGUCCUGGAUCUGCAGCCGCGGCUCCGCGUUGCGCUGGGGCGCAGCGCUGACAUGCUGGCGAGCGGAGCGGUGCGGGAAUCACGGCAGCUCACCUCUCACCGGGCGCCCGUCGACGCUUAGGAGACGGCACUUCGAUCGAGCUGCAAACAAAGAGCACUUCAUCAAAAUGGUCUGGAUGCUUCACUACACCUUUUCCUUCCUAGUGGCUUUGCAUUUCAUUUGUUCAUGUCUGAUUCCUGCGGGAGCCGAGGAGCCGAGCAGACAAUGCCGAGAGCAGGAGUACAAGGACCGCUCUGGGAACUGUAAACCCUGCAAGCAGUGUGAUGCGGGACAGGAGCUUUCAAAGGAAUGCGGCUUUGGUUACGGAGAGGAUGCCCGGUGCGUGCCCUGCCGCAGCAGCCGCUUCAAGGAGGACCGCAGCCUGCAGAAGUGCAAGCCCUGUCUGGACUGUGGACUCAUCAACCGCUUCCAGAAGGGCAACUGCUCCACCACCAGCAACGCAGUGUGCGGCGACUGCCUGCCGGGAUAUUACAGGAAGACUAAAUUGAGUGGCUUCCAGGACAUGGAGUGCAUUCCCUGUGGGGACCCCCCUCCUCCGUACGAGCCUCACUUCGUUUCGGUCCCGUAUCCUUUGGACGACUGCUCACGUCUCAUUCCCCGCUCCGCAGGCGGCGGCCGCGUGGACCUGGAGCCGCUGCCGUCGGUGGUGACCAGCACGCGGGACGUGGUCCUGGCGGCGGUCAUCUGCAGCGCCCUGGCCACGGUGGUGCUGGCCCUGCUGGUGCUGUGUGUCAUCUACUGCAAGAGGCAGCUCCUGGAGAAGAAGCCCAGCAUCUCCCUCAGGUCCCAGGACUGUCCCUACAGCGGGGCCGAGCUGUCCUGCCUGGACCCCCGCUGGCUCCAGGACUUCCCCCAGAACCCCUGCUGCCAGUGCCACCUGGGGCCCGGACACUUCAGUGGCCUGGGUCCGGUUCACCUGAUCCCGUCUCUGUGCUGCGAUGAGAGCUACAGCCUGGGCCCAAGCCAAGGCAACAGCCCCUUCCAUUCCCAGAUGAGCCUCAGUGAUGGGAAUACAAACCUGGACGAGGAGGGCGCCCGAAUGCAGCUGGGAGGACGUUCCACGUCCGCCUGCGAAGAGGGCGGUGGGAUGAUGACGAGUUCCGCUGCUGCGGACUGCUUCAGGGCGCCGCAGUGCAGCUCCGCGCCGGCAGCGGGACGGGAGGUGAAAGCGGGAGACGACCAGGAGGAUGAAGCUCAGGCUGAAAGGUGCAAGUCGGAUGAGAGCUGCGCUGAGACUGGGACAGAUGCACUUCUCCUCAAACAGCACUCAGCAUCUUAGGAAGGAUGACAAGGAUUUCCUUGGCUCGUGCUCCACCCUUGAACCACCCUGGACUCAACAACGGCCACAGCCAGAUUCCGUUUCAGAUUACCCACCGGCCCCCUCUCACACACACACACACACACACACACACACACACACACACACACACACACACACACACACACACACACACACACACACACACACACACACACACACACACACACACACACACACAGUAUGCAACUACUAGAAGCAACGCUAUUAAAAAGAAAACCACAUGAUACAUGCAACACUGAACGUUGAAGCCGCUGGGCCAGAAGGUGAAACUGUAUGAAGUUAAAAUAUCAACUAAAAGCCUUAAAACUGUGGAGAAAAGUGAAUCCGAGCGAGCCUCUGCUCCGCCUUAACCUGUACCGCUAGCAGCUGGUGCCAUGAAGCUUUUGUGUGUAAAGGUCAAGUUUGUAAAAUUUGAGGUUUGAAGAAAUGUGUGAGAAAUGAAUAUGUUGCACAUUGAAGACAAUCUUGAUAACAAGGAACAAGUGAAAAUGUAAAAAAAGGAAUGUAAUUGAUAAAUGUGUUGUAGAUACUGUAAAAUAGAAAAUAGGUCAAUAUUUUUGUAACACUGUGUUCUCCCCUGCGCUAUAGUGUUGAUGGUCGUGAUUGGUCACUUCCAUGUACUUGUAAAUAAAAACGUGAAGAAGCUUA